CGGGCAGUGCAAGGCGCCCACCUCAAAUGUUUAUCUCAAAACCCGCUUCAAGUCAAGUUCGAGUCUUCUCAAGGUUGAGAGCAACCAAGAACCAGAACGACACAAGCACAGUACCCCCCACUGAAAUGACUUUCUUCCAAAAGCGAAUGGAUUGUGACCUUUAAACCAAUCUUCUUACAUAAUGGUCGUUUGAAAACUUCGUAUUUUCAUCUGGGUUUCCUUCAAAAUCAGUUUUUAUUUUAUUUUAUUUUUCUUUCUUCUCUUCCUCUGUCCUUCUUGGUUUGGUUCUUCUGUUUUAAGCAGCUUUCUCUUGUUGAUCAUUAAUCAUGUCCGAUAUUUAAGUCAUAGGGUUAUUGCUAUGGCAGUCGUACCUGUUGAGAGUAUUGCCUCAUUGAAUAUUGAUCUCCUCUAUGACAUAUUACGACGCCUUGAUGGCCCUACGUUGGCUAGUGCAGCUUGCACUUGUGCAUCAUUUUCUUCCAUCUCAAAAGAAGAGAGUUUAUGGGAAAAUGUAUGUUCUUCUGUGUGGCCUUCAACCAAUAGGGAAGAUGUCAAAAGUUUAAUAUCUUCUACCGGUGGAUUCAGAAAAUUCUAUGCAGAUUGCUUUCCUCUUAUUAUAAACAAGGAGGUAGGAGAGUAUCAAUGGAGCAGCUAUCUUGAGUACCCUGAUGAUUGGACUGAGGCCAAAUAUUAUGGGGACAUGAUUGAAUUUGAAAGCAUCUCUCCAUCAGAUUUUGUUUCCAUUGUGGAUAUCAGGUUUAAGGAGAAACCAAUCUGCUCCAAAGUUCUAUGCGGAAUUCCAAACGCAAAUGGCUAUGAUGAGUGGUUCUACAACUGUCCUUUUCGGAUUGAUCUUCUGAGUUGUGCGGAUAGAGAUGAUAACAAUGAUGGUGUGGUUACCCUUUCUGUAUCUGAUGGAUUGCCACCAAUAACAUCCAUGGAAAGGGAAAAGAAAGAUGGGAAACUAUGGCAGGAGCUUCGUGAUGGUCUCUUGCUUAGUUGGAUCAUAGUAAACAAGAAAAUAAAGCAAUCUGCUAAUCUUGCAAGUUGGAUCUCCUUAGAUGGACAAAGACAUUGGCCAACAGAUAAGGAUUUCGUCUUUCGUUUCGGAUCUGUUCUCUCUGCCAAGGACAUUUUUCCUUCUCAAGUAGUGCAGUGCAUCCUUAUUAUGAAGUUUAGAGUGGUUCACACUGAAGAAGAGGGGGUUCAAACAACUCUUAAAACAACAGAGUUGAGUAUGCAGUUGGAAGACAUGGAAGGUGCUCAUGUUAAUGGGAGGAACAGUUUGCUUAUUCUUAAGGAAGCACUUAGCUGCCGAAGGAGCAAAAACUAUAGUGAAGUACUUGAAUCCUGUCUUAUUUUCUCAAAAGUGCAAAAUAAGUUGAAAGAGGAGAAGAUUAAAAACGAAAGUAGGUUGGACACACUUUGUAUAUUAAGUGGCAUUGUUGCUGUAAUGACAUUCUGGUACUAUGUUUUCUGAUAUGGUAUGGCGUUGUUCGUUUUACUGGAAUAAGCUAAUGUUGAUCUAGCAGAUGAUCAAAUUUGGCACUCCCCUUCUGUAACAUAAGAUUCCUAAUAAAGUAACUAAUUGAUGAAA
Messenger RNA from Glycine soja, 1597 nucleotides. Its product is annotated as F-box protein At2g27310-like. Lineage: Eukaryota; Viridiplantae; Streptophyta; Magnoliopsida; Fabales; Fabaceae. The coding region runs from base 359 to 1480 and encodes 373 amino acids. Gene Ontology annotation, molecular function: protein binding. The transcript is spliced from 2 exons. The record is from RefSeq and is a predicted model, not a curated record.